This is a messenger RNA of Impatiens glandulifera, 1302 nucleotides long. RefSeq names its product aspartic proteinase CDR1-like. The coding region runs from base 1 to 1302 and encodes 433 amino acids. Gene Ontology annotation, cellular component: extracellular region. The transcript has a single exon. NCBI's taxonomy places the organism in Eukaryota, Viridiplantae, Streptophyta, Magnoliopsida, Ericales, Balsaminaceae. The record is from RefSeq and is a predicted model, not a curated record.
AUGAAAUCAAACUCUUCAUUUCUUAUGUUUCCAUUGUUAAUUUUACUCAUCUUUUCGAUUCCAAAAUCGAGUUUUGCUCAUUCGGGCGAUGGUUUCACAGCCGAGCUCAUCCACCGUGACUCUCCUCUCUCGCCAUUCUACAACCCUUCCACCACUCAAUACGAUCGCCUAUCGGCUGCCCUUAACCGAACAAUAUCGCGACAAAUCUUCUUGAAGGAGUCAUUUGCAAACAAACGUUCCAUGCGGACUCAUGUUCUAGGUUAUGGUUUAGAGUUCCUCAUGAAGGUUGAAAUGGGAACUCCCCCGGUUACCCUCUUCCUAGUAGUGGACACCGGAAGUAGUAUCAAUUGGGCAAAAUGCAUCCCUUGUACCAAAUGUUCUAACAAAGAUCGCCAUAUCUAUAACCCUAAAAUGUCACGCACUUAUCGACAAAUUUCUUGCAAAUCACCGGCAUGCCGUUCUCUAGAUAAUGACAAAGCAUUGCCAUGUGGAAUAAGCACAAAUGGAAGUGUAGUUGAUAAAUCAUGCCCUUAUUUUCUUGUUUAUGGAGAUGGAUCUUCAAGUAAAGGAAGUCUUGCCAUUGAGACUAUAGGUCUUGGAUCGAAUAUCGUAGAUGGAAUUGUUUUCGGUUGCUCGCAUGAGCUCGAUGGAUAUUUUCCGGGGUCAGGGUUAGUCGGUCUAGGAAUCGGAAACCUCUCAUUAGUCAAGCAAUUGGGAAAGUCUAUCGGAUCUAGGUUCUCUUAUUGCUUGUCCACGGGCUUGAGAGGCACAAUUAGCUUCGGUGAGAAAUCAAUCCCGACCUCAAACCCUAUGAUUGUCUCAACCCCAAUGGUGAUUGACUACCCCGACACGGUCUAUUACCUCACCUUAAAAGGUUUCACAAGCGCAAAUGGAUCGUGGAUUCAAUUUGACAAAGACGUUAAAGAAGGUAACAUUAUAAUUGAUUCGGGUUCUCCUUACACCAUGUUGCCAAGUUUCAUUUACCAAGAAUUAGAACAAACUUAUAAGCAAAAAAUUCGGGCAAAGCGUGUUGAUGAUCCAAAAAAGAUUUCUAAUUUGUGUUUUAAGACUAAUAGUGUUAGCAAAUUCCCAUCGAUCACUGCCCACUUCGACGGAGGUGCCAACGUGGUAUUACUACCGACGAAUACAUUUGUCUCGACUGCUAAAGGAGUCUUCUGCCUUAACAUAGUUACUACUCAAUUUUCUCCUCCAGUUUGGGGUCAUCUUUGGCAACAAAAUAUGUUGGUUGGUUAUGAUCUUGAGAAAAAAAUAAUUUACUUCAAGCCAGGAUGUUCCAAUUAA